UUCUUAAAUCUACAAUUCUGGAAAAGAGGGGACGUCUUCUUGUAUUCCUACACAGAGUUGAGUGAACUUGUGCCUCAGUGAGAAGAAGAUGAGUGUCACUGUUGUGCUGCUUUUUCUGGUCUACACCCUUCAAACAGCUGGAUCCCCUGUGUAUAAACCAACUGGAGGAUCUGUUACUCUGGAGUUCCAGCAGCACCAGCCCCUGAAGAUGGGGAGUAUAGAUUUCAUAAGGUGGCACUUUGGCCAAAAUAAUAUAAUGAAAUAUGUACCUCGCAAAGACACUGUUGUAGUCACCUAUAAAGGUGGUUAUCGUCAUCGAGUGGAGUUUAAUAAUGAGACCUUCUCUCUGGAACUGAAGAACCUGCAGAAGAAUGACAGUGGACUCUACAGUGGAGAGCUCAGUGCUGGAGAGACAGACAUUAAGGUUGAGCAUGAACUCUCAGUUCUGGAUCCAGUGGAGGCACCUGUCCUGUCUGUUGUCUAUAACCAAUCUUGUGGUGAUUUCUUUAAUGUGACAGUGACUUGUAGAGGUCAUGACCUCUCUCUGACCUCCACCUGUAACAACAUCAACUGCACUCCAGAGCGAGAAACCUCCACUGACUCCAACCUCACCCUCUCUUUUAAAGAUAAUAGCAUCACCUGCAAUCAUAGGAACCCUGUUAGCUCUAAAACUGCUAAAAUGGAGUUCACACAGUGUCCAGACAAGAAAUCUCCCUCACAACAAAAUGGAGCUUUGCACUUGAGCAUAUCUGUAUGCCUAUCCGUCUAUGUCCCGGUGGUGUCUGUUAUGCUGUUGGUAAAUGUAUAAUGAAAAGAAAACCGAUGAAAACAGCAGGGUUGAUUGCUGCCGUGGGCCUUUCACAGCCUUCCUAAAAAACGCCAUCAAACAUCUGCAGGUGAUAUAAAAUGCAGAGUGGUUCUAACAGAAACUAAUAGAACUGACCACAAGAACUGUCUUCCAACUUCCAAAAUGACAUCAAAAUGCCCCAACUGUUCCCAGUUUCAAAUCAAGACAAGACCAAACUGUUAGAUGCUUUCUGCCAAAAGCUCAGCACUUCCUUCAUUUUUAAGCUAAUGAACAAUUAUGCUUCCAUUUACUAUUAUUUUCUGUACUUUGCCUUCAUUUAUGUAGAGCACAUUGAAUUGCCCCUGUGUGUGAAAUGUCCUAUAUCAAUAAACAUGCCUUGC
Messenger RNA from Alosa alosa (allis shad), 1188 nucleotides. Its product is annotated as SLAM family member 7-like. The record is from RefSeq and is a predicted model, not a curated record. Bases 89 to 808 code for a protein of 239 amino acids. NCBI's taxonomy places the organism in Eukaryota, Metazoa, Chordata, Actinopteri, Clupeiformes, Clupeidae. The transcript has 6 exons.